UGACACAGUGUUAUAUUAGUAAGUAUAAAUAAAAUCCAAUUCAUUUUCAUCAACUUUUAAAUUAACAAAAAAUUUAGUCAAAAGUAUUCAUGAAUAAAUUUUUGUUUUAUGAUAUUAUUUUUCUAUUACAUUUCAAUAAUAAAUCUCUCAUAAUAUGCAAAAAUCCAACCAAACCCAUCAGGAUAACUUUAAAUUCCCAGAUAUUGACUUUACCUCUAUCUCAACAAGUUGGAUAAAUAAAUGCAAUAAAGAAAAAUUAAUUAUUGAAUUAUCUAGAAUACACCUAAUAACAACUGGUCUGGUUCCAGAACUAAAAACUAGGCUACAAAAAUAUUUAAAGGGGAAGCCAUUUCAGACGAUUUCGAUACGCAAAUAACUAAUAUAACAUUUAUCUCAGAACCAAUUGACAAACCUAAAGAUAAUAUAAUAAAAAAACAACAUGCCUGACAAUAAAAAACCAUAUUUCAAACCAAACAAUUCCACAGGUUCGAUUUCUGAAAACAUUGACACUUUUCUAAAAAAAUAUGAUACCGUCGCCUUGCUAUCACGAACCUCGGUUUUUAAUUGUCUACCGUGGUCCGUGCGAAUACCGUUUCCGGAACCAUAGGUUGGAAAUUACAGUGUAUUUAAAAUACGCGUUUACGGUUAAUCAUAUUAUAAAAAUAUUAUAAUCAUUUUAUACCUAUUGAUGUAUUGUUAUUUUUUAUUUUAUUAUUUCAAUUUUCAAUAAUAACAAUAUUACUCUUCACCGCACGCCGUUAAACUCGACAAAGCCGUAGGAACUAACGUCACACGGGCACCGAUUUUUGUUUCAUUGUCACUGUUGUCACUUGUGACCAUAGAUUAAAAGUUAGUGUGCUCGUGACUUGUCAGUUGCUCAAUUCGCAAAACAGUUGUCACUUGUGAGUUGUCGCUCGCCGUAUAGUCGCGUCUCGAACCGCCAUCCGCCAAAUUCACCAUCGACGGCACGCUGAAAAUCGCUGCUCAUACGUCCUACGUUGACACAGCUGCCGGGACAUAUCACAUACUGCCCGGAACGCGACUACAGGUGGUGCUACCUAUGUCAGUAAAAGAAAUGGAUACCAUUCAGGCUUCAUCUUGUGAAAAUAAUCUAAAGCAAGCUCUGAAAUCAAAUGACUGUGAACCAACUAAUUUUAGAAAUAACUCUCACUCUGUCAGAAUACUAGAAGAUUUACAAUCUCUACGCAAAAAUGAAGAUUUUUGUGAUAUUAGAUUUAAAGCAGAUGAUGGUAAAAUUGUAAUUGGACAUAAAAUUGUUUUAUCAGCAGCUAGUCCAUAUUUCCGUGCAAUAUUUAGUAAUUUUGAUGAGAGCAAUAAAGAUCUUAUUAAUAUAAAAGAAUUGGAUUCCACUAUUUUAAAACUAAUAGUAGAUUAUAUCUAUACUGGAAAAAUUAUGGUCACAAAAGAAAAUGUGCAGGCGUUGUUAUCAGCAGCAAAUGUAUUACAGUUAGAUUAUGUAAAUGAAGCAUGUGCUGAGUUUUUACAAAAACAACUGGAUCCAUCAAAUUGUAUUGUUAUCAAAGCAUUUGCUGAUUUGCAUAAAUGUACGGGAUUGUUGUCAAAUUCUGAAGCAUAUAUUAAACAACAUUUUUUAGAAGUAGCUAAAGGCGAAGAUUUUCUAUCCUUAUCUUCUGAAGAUUUGGUGAAGCUUGUUUCCUCUAAUGACCUUGCCGUUCCAUUUGAAGAAAAAGUAUUUGAAUGUGUUAUCAAAUGGAUAAAGCAUGAUUUGGAUCGUAGAAAUGAUUUUUUGCCAAAUUUAAUGGAACAUGUACGUUUGCCAUUAUUAAAGCCUGAUAUAUUAUUUAAUAUAUAUGAAGAACCUCUUUUAAACACUAUUCCUAAAUGUAACAAUUAUUUAGUUGAAGCCUUAAGUUAUAAUCAUCAAAAAUCAGUUCAGCAUUUCACCAUUCCUAAAACGAUUAAGUUUAAACCUAGACAGUUUGGUUCUCAAAAAGUUAUUCUAAUGUUCAAUAAGUCUGAUACGUCGUCAAUGCGUUCUACAGAAUGGUAUGACCCAGCAACCCAACUACGAGAGAAUGCACCAGGAAUAAAUGAUUGUCGCCAGUUGGCUGGUCUAGGUGUAAUAAGAGAUCAAUUUGUGUUUGUUAUGGGUGGUGUGAAUGAAAGAAGUUCUAAAUCUGUUAGUAUGCUUGAUGUAUCUUCACAAUCGCCCUUUUGGGUUCCAAUGGUAGAUAUGUUAGUUAGUAGGAGGCGAUUGGGAGUUGGUGUAUUGGAUGAUUCCAUAUAUGCAGUUGGUGGAUGUGGUGGCAACAGUGCUUUAAAUAGUGUAGAGGUUUUUGAUGUCAGUAUUCAAAAAUGGAGAUUGGUAGCUAGUAUGUCUACUGAAAGAUGUGAUUUGGGUGUUGGUGUACUCAAUAAUUUAUUAUACGCAGUUGGAGGUGCUCGUAGUGGUAAAUGUUUGAAAUCUGUGGAAUAUUAUGAUCCAGCACUUGACACAUGGUCUUCAGUUGCAGAAAUGUCUGAAUGCCGUGAUGGUGUUAGUGUAGGAGUCUUAGACGGUCAUAUGUAUGCUGUGGGUGGCUAUAGCAGUGGAGAGUAUCUUAAAAGUGUUGAGUUUUAUAGACCAAGUGAUGGAGUUUGGUCGUCUGUAGCUGAUAUGCAUUUUUCUCGAUACAGACCUGGUGUAGCUACAUUAGAUGGUUUAUUAUAUGUUUUUGGUGGGGAAACUGAGAAAUCUAUUGUUGAUACUGUAGAAAUUUACAACCCCAACACCAAUACUUGGACCAUGGAGACAUUGUCAAGACAUGGACUACGAGUUUAUAGUGGAGUAGUCGUUGAUAGACCACAUCAUUAUCAUUAAUCAGCUUUCAGAAGUACUCAUUGUUAAUAGUAUAAAGAUAUACUUUUGUAAACAUUUUGUUGACACGUGUAUUGUUUUGAAUAUUUGAUAAGAAUGUGUUUUAUAAUUUAUA
This is a messenger RNA of Acyrthosiphon pisum (pea aphid), 2954 nucleotides long. Its product is annotated as ring canal kelch homolog. The transcript is spliced from 11 exons. NCBI's taxonomy places the organism in Eukaryota, Metazoa, Arthropoda, Insecta, Hemiptera, Aphididae. Gene Ontology annotation, molecular function: protein binding. The record is from RefSeq and is a predicted model, not a curated record. Bases 1061 to 2842 code for a protein of 593 amino acids.